UAGGAAAUUAUAUCAUACAUUUGGUUUGUAACAAUCUUUUGUCAGCUGCAUGAAGAAGAAGGUGAGACAGAUUGUAGCAACAAAGCAGAGUGUAACCAAACAUGCCCUACCCUCAAACCCUAACCCUAUCUAUCUUCUCCACCCUUAACCUUACCCCUCACUUCACAACUUCCUCCAUGCGUUCUUCCUUCCGCUCUCUCACCUUCUCUCUUUCGCAUCACCUCACCCUCCCUUUCCUCUCCUCGCCGCGGCUUCUACAGUUGCGGCGUCUUGCCGUAACGGCACCGGAGCAAGAGGCUCUGCGGUCAGCAGAACUGGAGUCGAGGCGGCUGCGGGGCCCGGAAGUGGAGGUGGGGGAACUGAGCGCGGUGCCAGAGGAAUGGCGAAGGGCGAGAGUGGCGUGGCUGUGCAAGGAGCUGCCAGCGCACAAGGCAGGGAUGCUGGUUAAAAUACUGAACGCGCAGAGGAAGUGGAUGACGCAGGAAGAUGCCGCCUACAUCAUCGUCCACUGCUUGCGUAUUCGGGAGAACGAGACCGCCUUCAAGGUAUACAAGUGGAUGAUGCAACGAAAUUGGUAUCGGUUUGAUUUUGCUCUUGCUACCAAGCUAGCAGAUUAUUUGGGUAAAGAGCGAAAGUUUUCAAAGUGCCGUGAAGUAUUUGAUGAUAUUAUCAAUCAAGGCCGCGUUCCUAGUGAGUCAACAUUCCAUAUAUUAGUCGUUGCAUAUCUUAGUGCUCCUGUUCAAGGCUGUUUAGAUGAAGCAUGCGGCAUUUAUAAUCGUAUGAUUCAGUUGGGUGGUUACCAGCCCCGUCUUAGCUUACAUAAUUCCCUUUUCAAGGCUAUUGUAAGCAAUCCAGGGAUCUUGUCAAAGCAUUACCUUAAGCAAGCUGAGUAUAUAUUUCAUCAUAUGGUUACAACUAGACUUGAUGUGCAGAAAGAUAUUUAUGCGGGCCUUAUUUGGCUGCACAGCUAUCAGGAUUCCAUAGAUAAAGAAAGGAUAGCAGAAUUGAGGGAAGCAAUGCAAUGUGCUGGAUAUGAUGAGGAUAGAGAGGUGCUACUAUCAAUCUUGAGGAUAUGUGCAAGGGAAGGGGAGGUAGAGGAAGCUGAGAAAACUUGGGUCAAACUUCUUAAGUUUGAAAGUGAUCCCCCAGCUUUGGCUUUUGUGUAUAAAAUGGAAGCAUACUCAAAAGUUGGCAUGCCUAUGAAGUCAUUGGAAAUAUUUAGAGAAAUGCAGUCAAAACUCGGAAAAGCAGAUGUUGCGGCAUAUAAUCAAAUAAUAGAGAUAUUAUGCAAAGCACAAGAAUCAGAAUUGGCAGAGACGAUAAUGGCAGAUUUUGUCAAGAGUGGUCUGAAGCCCCUUACGCCAUCAUAUGUGCAUUUACUAAGCAUGUACUACAAUUUGGAGUUAUAUGAUAAAUUAGAAGAGGCAUUAUCCCAGUGCCUGGAAAAAUGUCGUCCUAACUGUGCUACAUACACUAUAUAUCUGGAUUAUUUGGUGAAAAUUGGUAAUAUUGACAAGGCUCAGGAUAUAUUUAACCGAAUGAACAGUGAUGCCUUUAUUGGUGUUAAUGCUCGAUCAUGUAACACCAUCUUAAGUGGAUACCUUUCAUCAGGAAAUCACAUGAAAGCUGAGAAGAUCUACGAUUUUAUGUGUCUAAAAAAGUAUGAAAUUGAAUCCCCAUUAAUGGAAAAGCUUGAUUAUAUCCUUAGCUUGAAAAGGAAAGUUGUUAAAAGACCAAUAAACCUGAAGUUGAGCAAAGAGCAGAGAGAAAUCUUGAUUGGGUUGCUUUUAGGUGGUUUGCGGAUUGAUUCUGAUGAUCCAAGGAGGAAUCACAUUAUUCGCUUUGAUUUUGAUGGCAAUUCAAACAGUCAUUAUGUCCUCAAGAGUCAUAUAUAUCGCCAGUUUUAUGAGUGGCUGCAUCCUUCUUGUAAGCCAAGUGAUGACAGUGAGAAUGUACCAGAUAAGUUUUGUACCAUUGUAAGCUCUCAUUUUGGCUUUUAUGCAGAUCAGUUUUGGGCAAAUGGUGAACCUACCAUUCCAAAACUAAUCCAUAGGUGGAUGUCACCAUGUGUUCUGGCAUACUGGUACAUGUAUGGUGGGCAUCGAAAUUCAUCAGGGGAUAUAUUUCUGAAAAUCAAGGGAAGCCAGGAAGGUGUAGAGAACAUUGUCAAAAAGUUUAAAGCCAUGUCCAUGGAUUGUAAAGUCAAGAGAAAAGGAAGGGUAUUUUGGAUUGGUAUUUUGGGAAGCCAUUCAACCUGGUUCUGGAAAUUGGUUGAGCCAUAUAUGAUUGAAGAUAGAGAUUUUCCUGAAGUAGGUGAUGAAACGGAGAAACAUUAUGCAAUGGCAGCUGAAGAAAUUAAAUUCAAUAGUGAUUCAGGUGAAUAAAAAAAUGAUGAUACUACAUCGUCGUGUUUUGGCGAAGGUUUUUAAGGAGCUUUCCUUCAACCAAUUUUUUAUAUCGAAGUCAUGAUUGCUAGGGUUGCAAAAUGAAGGCUUUCAUGAAUAUUUUGGUAUUUAUUCUUUGUAAUAUUGUAGUUAGGGGUGGGCAAAUCAAACUAAACUGCACUGCACUACUAAAAACUGUAUUGAACUAAAAACUAGUUCAGAAAAACUAAACUACACUAAAAAAUAGUUCAGAAAAACUGAAUUGAAUUA
Messenger RNA from Vigna angularis (adzuki bean), 2654 nucleotides. RefSeq names its product pentatricopeptide repeat-containing protein At2g15820, chloroplastic. Gene Ontology annotation, biological process: Group II intron splicing; mRNA cis splicing, via spliceosome; photosystem I assembly. The transcript has 2 exons. Gene Ontology annotation, molecular function: endonuclease activity; protein binding. The record is from RefSeq and is a predicted model, not a curated record. Lineage: Eukaryota; Viridiplantae; Streptophyta; Magnoliopsida; Fabales; Fabaceae. Bases 102 to 2384 code for a protein of 760 amino acids.